CUUCCACACACCACACCUUCCCUCGAGCGUCGAGACUGAUUUGCACUGGAGUUUGUAUUGGUUACUAAGAUCGCGCAGUAGAUUCUUCAAAGCCGUUAAUACCCCCAAAUCACAUUCUACGCAACAACCGUGAAGAUGGCCUCUUCCUUCCCUCCGCCGCCCGUCAACACCAUCGAUUGGGACGACAUCGGAUUUCGCGUUCGAGAAGUCAACGGUCACAUCGAAUCGCACUACUCGAAGAAGACGGGCAAAUGGACGCCGCCGAAAUUCGUCAAGUCCCCUUAUCUGCAGCUCCACGGAAUGUGCCCCGGCCUCAACUAUGGUCAGCAGUGCUACGAGGGACUCAAGGCUUUCCGUGCCCCCGACGACAAAGCCAUCAACAUCUUCCGGCCGCAACAGAACGCGGAGCGCAUGCAGCAUUCCGCCUCGUUCAUCUCCAUUCCUGAAGUCCCCGUAGACCUCUUCAAACAGUGUGUGCAUCUGGCCGUGUCGCUGAAUGCAGAAUACGUGCCCCCUCACUACACCGGAGCGAGCAUGUACAUUCGGCCUCUUCUGUUCGGCAGCUCCGCGCAACUAGGUCUCAACCCGCCCGAGGAAUACACGUUCCUGGUCUUCGUCCUGCCGACGGGAGUCUACCAUGGUGUGCACCCUGUCGCUGCUUUGAUCCUCGAAGACUUCGAUCGCGCCGCGCCCGAGGGGACCGGCUCGGUGAAGGUUGGAGGCAACUACGCGCCCGUCCUGCGGUUCAGUGAAAAGGCGAGGAACGAAGGCUUCGGCAUCACCCUCCAUCUGGACAGCAGGACGCGCAGUGAAGUGGACGAGUUCUCUACCAGUGGAUUCAUCGGUGUGCACGGCACGCCGGAAAAGGGGGACGUGACUAUUGUGGUCCCGGAUAGCAAGAACGUGAUCAAGAGCGUGACGAGCGACAGCGUGUGCCAGAUUGCAAAGUUACUCGGCUGGAAGGUGGAGCAGCGAGUGAUCAAGUAUGAAGAGUUGCCGACCUUCACGGAGAUUGCAGCAGCCGGCACAGCUGCGGCGCUCGUCCCGAUCAAGUCCAUUACCAUGCGCAGCAAGAACGACCACUUCAAAUAUCAAGGCGGCGGCGAUGAGCCGGGCCCCGUCAUCAAGACGGUGUUGGAGCAGCUCAAGGCGAUUCAGCAGGGCCGAGCCAAGGACCCUCAUGGAUGGCGUGAGGAGGUGAGGGAGUACAAGAGGGGCGAGUACGCCGAUGAAGGUUCGGAGGGGGUUAACGGAAGCGAUGGGAUCAACGGGAAGGUGCCUGAUCAGCUGCCCUAGAUGCUUGAGAUGCGAGAAGGGGCUUGCAAAGGAUAGACGGGUGCGAAGUUGGCAUUACGGCAUGGCAUGAAGUUGGUCGAAGGCCUCAACUUUGGAAUACAUGUAGUGAAUGAGACCUCACCUUUGAGUAGCAGAGUGGUGCCCUGGCCUUCUGAUCUGCCGAGAAUGUACGAUCUCACUUCUGACAUUCUUCCUUGAGCGCUUCAUUUCUGCGCAUGGGGCACGGAUGCUUGAAUGUAUGCAAGAAAUUGGUAAGCUUUAACCACAUGGCGUCGGCGUUGGUUGGCUUCCGAUUGGGUGGAGAAGGCUGGG
Neohortaea acidophila is the source of this 1608-nucleotide messenger RNA. RefSeq names its product aminotransferase. NCBI's taxonomy places the organism in Eukaryota, Fungi, Ascomycota, Dothideomycetes, Mycosphaerellales, Teratosphaeriaceae. The record is from RefSeq and is a predicted model, not a curated record. The transcript has 4 exons. Gene Ontology annotation, molecular function: branched-chain-amino-acid:2-oxoglutarate transaminase activity. The coding region runs from base 136 to 1296 and encodes 386 amino acids. Gene Ontology annotation, biological process: branched-chain amino acid metabolic process.